AUGUCGAAGAAGAGCGAGGCUGUGAAUGCAUGCCGCAGUGAGAUUGGUACGCAGCUCGAGAAGGUGCGUGCUUUAAACGAAGCACAGGCGCCGCUCGACCAGCUGGCGCCGGAGAUGGCCCAGCUUCAGACGCUGAGCUCGCGCCUGAGCGAGCUGAGUGUGACGGGCAAGAAGGGUGGCAAGAUCACGCUCAAGACGCCAAAAGGCACGCGUGAUUGGGAUCCGCUCUCGAUGGCGUUGCGCAAGCAUGUGUUCUCGACGAUCGAGCGUGUGUUUACAACACAUGGUGCUGUGACCAUCGAUACACCUGUCUUUGAGCUGAAAGAGAUUUUGGCGGGCAAGUACGGCGAGGACAGCAAGUUGAUCUAUGACCUGCAGGACCAGGGCGGUGAGCUAUGCAGUCUGCGUUACGACUUGACGGUGCCAUUUGCGCGCUUUGUCGCGAUGAAUCCGACAGAGUACGGCAACAUCAAGCGUUACCACAUUGCCAAGGUGUACCGUCGUGACCAGCCAGCCAUGACUAAGGGCCGCUUCCGUGAGUUCUACCAGUGCGAUUUCGACGUGGCAGGCACCUACGAUCCUAUGGUGCCCGAUGCGGAGGUGCUGUGUGUGCUCACUGAGACGCUGGACGCGUUGGACAUCAAGGACUUUACGAUCAAGCUGAACCACCGCAAGUUGCUGGACGCGAUCUUUGCGAUCUGCGGUGUGCCAGACGACAAGAUCCGCACGAUUUCCAGUGCCGUGGACAAGCUCGACAAGAGCCCGUGGGAGGAAGUCAAGCAUGAAAUGGUUGUAGAGAAGGGCUUGGACGAGGCUUCGGCGGACAAGAUUGGCUCGUACGUUCAGCUGCGUGGUGGUCGUGAGCUGCUCGACAAGCUGCGUGCGGACACCGCGCUGACGCAGAAUGCGCGCGCUGUGGAGGGUAUGGACGACAUGGCGUUGUUGUUCGAGUACCUGGAGAUGUACGGCAUUUUGGACCGUAUUUCGUUUGAUCUGAGCCUUGCGCGUGGUUUGGACUACUACACUGGUCUGAUCUACGAGGCGGUGACGGCAGCGAGCGCGCCGCCAGGCUUUGCAGAGGGCCAGGCUGUGCAGAAGAAGAAGAAGGCGGACGGUGAGCUGGAUGAGAGCACAGUGGGUGUCGGCUCGAUUGCGGCGGGUGGUCGCUACGACCACUUGGUCGGCAUGUUCAGCGGCUCGAAGCGUCCUGAUGCUGUGCCCUGUGUGGGAGUGUCAGUGGGUGUUGAGCGUGUGUUCUCGAUACUCAUGCAGCGCAUCCGCGAUGAACAGGCUCGUGGUGAGAAGACGUCUGUGCGCCAGAAGGAGGUGCAAGUCUACGUGAUGAGCAUGGGUGAAGGUCUGCUGCUGGAGCGGAUGAAGGUGUGCAAGAUGCUGUGGGAUGCUGGUAUUAAAGCUGAAUUCCUCUACAAGAAGAAGCCCAAGCUUCAGGCGCAGUUUGCCGUGGUGGACAAGGAACAGAUCCCCAUUGCUGUGCUCCUUGCGCCAGGUGAGUGGGCACAGGGUACGGUGCGUGUCAAGGAACAGCACGGCAAAGAGGAGACGGGCGACAAUAAGGGCACGGAAGUGCCGCUGACCGAGCUCGCCUCGUAUAUUCGCAACAAGCUGUCUCUGUAG
Molecule: messenger RNA, 1635 nt
Organism: Malassezia pachydermatis
Lineage: Eukaryota; Fungi; Basidiomycota; Malasseziomycetes; Malasseziales; Malasseziaceae
Product: histidyl-trna synthetase
Exons: 1
Coding region: 1-1635 (544 amino acids)
Biological process (GO): mitochondrial translation; histidyl-tRNA aminoacylation
Cellular component (GO): cytoplasm; mitochondrion
Molecular function (GO): ATP binding; histidine-tRNA ligase activity
Source: RefSeq, a predicted model, not a curated record